Messenger RNA from Triticum dicoccoides, 1217 nucleotides. RefSeq lists its product as uncharacterized. NCBI's taxonomy places the organism in Eukaryota, Viridiplantae, Streptophyta, Magnoliopsida, Poales, Poaceae. The transcript has 3 exons. The record is from RefSeq and is a predicted model, not a curated record. The coding region runs from base 1 to 852 and encodes 283 amino acids.
AUGCACAACGACAGCACACGCACCACGCGCCUGUGGUCCCACGCGUUUCACCCAUGUUCUCAUCUUAUCCCCAGUAACCACUCGCCCAGAGAAAUCCUCGAGCACUCAUCCUCUCGCUCGUGUCUCGCCAACCUCGCCGGCAACGCCUCUCGCUCGUGCCACCGCCCUCAUGUGUCGGCCUCCCUUCCCUACUCCCCGACCACCCGUCUCGCCCAGGGAUGGACCACUGUCGGCGGCCGGUUCCCUACUCCCCGACCACCCGUCUCGCCCAGGGAUGGACCACUGUCGGCGGCCGGCAGGAGCUAUAACCGGCAAUGCACGGGAGUUGACCCCGGCCAGCAAGGAGCUACAACCGUAGGACGGAGGAGCUACAACUGGCCACGCCGGGGGCUGCAAGUCUGCAACCGGCGGACAGAGCUACAAGCCAGGGGCCACAACCGACAACCACUCGUGCUGGAACCAACAUGCAGGGGUGCUGCAACCGGCAAAAGGGAGUCUGCCAAUGGCCAUGGGCUACGUCGAGGCGUCACUGUUCCUUUUUUUCUCCAGUGGACGGUGCUUUUCUGCUACCACCGGCGACAGGAUUUUGAUGCGACCAGUGAUUUUUCUAUGCCGGAACAUGCGGUGUGCUUGAUCCAUAGCGGCGCCAUGACGAAUAAAAAGUUGGUACCGGCGGAAUCAAAUGCUUGUACCGGCAAACCAAAAAGCUGGAACCCGCGGCAUCAAAUGCUACUACAGGCAAACAGAAAGCUAGAACAGCGAUUCAGAAGCUCCAUUGACAGAAGAAAAAGUUUCAACCGGCGAACUAAAAACCUGGAACGGGCAGAAUCAAAUGCUACUACGGGCAAAUAAAAAAGAAUGGUGUAUGCUGAAACUGGUGAAACAGUGCUGCGACGGCGGCGCCCACGCCGGCACGGCGAUGUGCUGGGACAUGGUGUCUUUUUUUGUUGCAACUGGCAGGGAGUGGGCUUCCAUGCGGAACCGUAGUCCCUGAGAUGGUUGGCUAGAGGUAGAAGCUGUGACCGGCGGCAAGCAGCCGAGGGCACUGUUGGGAGGCGUCGAGGUGCGAGCGGUCGGCGGCUAUGCCCUCGUCGGAGCCGCGCACGGGGAUGGAGUUGCGUGUUGACGAGACGGGUUUUUUUUCAUGCGUACAGGACGAGCUAUGCCGUGUGAAUUCGUGAGAGAAGAAAAGAAUCUGAUGGUCCUUGCUAAUCUAA